Camelina sativa (false flax) is the source of this 673-nucleotide messenger RNA. NCBI's taxonomy places the organism in Eukaryota, Viridiplantae, Streptophyta, Magnoliopsida, Brassicales, Brassicaceae. The record is from RefSeq and is a predicted model, not a curated record.
AUGGCAUCUGCUCACUCCCUCGCCGCCGCCGUUUCUGUUCUCGUUGCGCCCUCCAAACUCCCUUCUUCUUCUACUCUGCACUCUCUUUCUUGUCUUCGAUCUAAACCUUGGGAGCUCUCCCUUGGCAGUGUCGUCGUCUCCCUCAAAGGUGUGGCAGCAAGAGCGCAGGGGGAAGUAAGUCCAGUGGGAGGUGAUGCAUUCAGUAAUGUGAAGCAUCUUCUUCUCCCAGUGAUUGAUCGGAAUCCUUAUCUUUCUGAAGGCACCCGACAGGCUGCUGCUACAACAACUAGUUUGGCAAACAAGUAUGGAGCUGAUAUCACAGUUGUAGUAAUUGACGAAGAAAAAAGAGAGUCAUCUUCGGAGCACGAGACUCAAGUAUCUAGCAUCCGGUGGCAUCUAUCUCAAGGUGGGUUCGAGGAGUUCAAGCUGUUGGAGAGGCUUGGGGAAGGGAAAAAGGCGACGGCCAUAAUAGGAGAGGUGGCAGAUGAGCUCAAGAUGGAGCUGGUGGUUCUUAGUAUGGAAGCCAUCCACUCCAAGUACAUCGACGCCAAUCUUCUUGCUGAAUUCAUCCCCUGCUCUGUCCUCCUUUUGCCUUUGUGAUUUGCCGCCUAUAUAUUUUAUUAUACUCCAGUCCAAUCCAAUGAAUUAUAUAUAUAUACCACUUCUUCUUCUU